Messenger RNA from Metopolophium dirhodum (rose-grain aphid), 1482 nucleotides. Its product is annotated as tigger transposable element-derived protein 6-like. Bases 1 to 1482 code for a protein of 493 amino acids. Gene Ontology annotation, cellular component: nucleus. The record is from RefSeq and is a predicted model, not a curated record. NCBI's taxonomy places the organism in Eukaryota, Metazoa, Arthropoda, Insecta, Hemiptera, Aphididae. Gene Ontology annotation, molecular function: DNA binding. The transcript has 2 exons.
AUGACUACGUUAAAACGAAAGCGGUUGUCGCUUCGCGAAAAAAUUGACAUUUUAGAUUACCGUAAAAACAACGGAAACGUAGGAAUUCGUGCACUCGCAGAAAAGUUUCAAGUUGGAAAAACACAGAUCGCGGAUAUUGUUUCUAAGACAGAAGAAAUUUAUAAAGUAUGGGUUGAAAAUGGAAAUGAAGAACGAAAAUUAACAAAACUAAGAAAAUUUACCGGACCAACAAUACAAGAAAAGGCUAAACAACUUGCUGAAGUUCACGGAUUAAACGACUUUAAAGCUUCAAACGGGUGGCUGGAAAAAUUUCGAAAAAAGCAUAACAUUUCGUUUAAAUCUAUCUGUGGGGAAGCUUCAGCUGUUGAUAGAAUAGCUGUUGAUGACUGGAAGAAAAAAUUGCCAAACAUAAUCGAUAAAUAUGAAAAGCGAGACAUCUUCAAUGCCGACGAGACUGGACUUUUUUUUAGAGUUCUACCCAAUAAAACUAUGGCAUUUAAAAAUGAAACGUGCAGUGGUGGAAAAGUUUCAAAAGAACGGUUGACUGUGCUAUUGUGCUGUAAUAUAAUAGGUGAGUUUGAACGUCCUCUCAUCAUAGAUAAGGCAAAACGACCGCGGGCUUUCAAAAAAUUAGACGUAAAUAAAUUUCCCGUUGACGGGUGUUGGAAUAAAAAGGCCUGGAUGACGACACAGAUUAUGACAGACUGGCUCAUUAAAAAAUUCGAUAAACAAAUGAUUAAAAGUCAAAGAAAAGUACUACUUGUUGUCGACAAUGCAGCUCCUCAUCCCCAUCUUAAACUGCAAAAUGUCGAGCUAGUCUUUUUUCCCCCAAAUAUGACGUCUCACUGCCAACCUUUGGACCAGGGCAUAAUCCAACAAUUUAAAAAGCUCUAUCGUAAGCAAUUGUUACAAAAAGCUGUUGCUGAUUUGGAUGCUGGAGAAUCUAGCGCUAUAAAUGUUUUGGACGCUGUGUAUUGGGUGGCUUCUGCUCAAGCCCAAAUCAAGCCUGAAACUGUAAAAAAAUGCUUCUUGCGAUGUGGUUUCAGUCACCAAGUCGAUGAACAAUUAGAACAAACAAUUGAUACUGGAGAACAAUCCGUAAUAGAUGGAGAACUUUUAGCUCUCAUCACACUGAUUGACAGCAGUGUUGAAGUAGAGACAUAUUUUGAAUUAGACAAAAUCAUUUCCACUCACGACACCAAUCUAACAGGCACCGAUGAUCCUGAUGAGCACGAUGAGCCCGAAAAUGAGGAAGAAGACGAGCCUGCAGAAGCAGAAACUUCAAAAUAUCAAAUUACAAGUUUACAGGAUGCUUUGUCUGCUGUAAAGAGCGUAAGUCAUUUCAUUUCAUCAAUAGAGGUAAAGAGCAAUUCUAUUUUUACUUCUGCUGUAACAUUAGCGAAUGAUAUUACUAAUGAGAUUGUACAGAGACGGUGUAAUUAUAAAAAGACAAAGCUCACCGAUUUUUUCAAACAAAAAUAA